UGAACUGCGCUGACGUUUCCGACAUACAAAUCGCUGUCUUAAAAUUUGUGUACAAAUAGUGAUACUGAUCAGUUGAUACUGAUUAGUUGAGCAAAUCUUAAACUGUAACAAUAAGUUACCAGCAAACCCAUGACCAAAAAGCAGCGACGACGACGGGAAAGUGAUGAGGCCCGUGCCGCACGGUUGGAGAAUCUGCGCCAGGCUCAGAAGAAACAUCUCCAAAAUGAAACCCCCGAGCAGCGCCAGUUCCGGCUGGAGCGUAUGAAGAUGUACGCGGACAUCCGUCGCAAGAGGGAAUCUCCGGAGGAACGGAACGCCCGGUUGCAGAAACUUCGGGAGAACCAGCGGCGUCGAUUGAUGGCAGAAACUGCUGAGGCGAGAGAAGCCAGGCUGAAGAAGAUGAGGGAUGAUGCAGCGAAGCGUAGGAAGGUACAGGUGCAAUCAAGCGGAGAAAGUGAAGAUGAGCAGGGCUCGGAGUCAGGUAAAAGUGAGGAGCCUUGCUUCCAUGUUAGGGCGGAUUUUUUGCCAGAGCUGCAUAUAAAGCAAGAAAUCGACUGAAAUUUAAGUAUAUGACAUGAUAAAUAUAAUGUGAUUUAAAUUAUUUAUUUGCUGCUGUUAAUUUGUUUAUCCACUUUAAGUUGGCCACAAAGCUACUCGAAAUAAAAACAUUCUAAAAACA
Culex quinquefasciatus (southern house mosquito) is the source of this 679-nucleotide messenger RNA. Its product is annotated as RNA-binding protein 25-like. The coding region runs from base 130 to 558 and encodes 142 amino acids. The record is from RefSeq and is a predicted model, not a curated record. The transcript has a single exon. NCBI's taxonomy places the organism in Eukaryota, Metazoa, Arthropoda, Insecta, Diptera, Culicidae.